This is a messenger RNA of Didymodactylos carnosus, 3186 nucleotides long. The record is from the annotation of a GenBank genome assembly. Lineage: Eukaryota; Metazoa; Rotifera; Eurotatoria; Philodinida; Philodinidae.
AUGAAUAGUGAAUAUUCCAAUCAAAUCUCUGUUCAUUUAGAAUCAACGAUAGAUUAUUAUCAAGAUAGUUUAUUAAAAAAUAGAACUUUUAAUUAUCAAAAUAAAAUGAAAGAAAUUCGAAAAAUACUUAAUUAUUUUAUACAAAUUUUAAUAAAUAAAAAUUCUCAAAUUGGAGAUAUGACAAAGUUACAAUUAGAAUCAAUUAGAGAAUUUAUUGAAGAAAAACAAAAUAUUACAGAAAUUAUUGAUCAUUUUCUUAAUUUUGAUACUGAAUUUUUAAAAUUAUCAACUAUUUUUCAAGAAAAAUUUCCAUCAGAUUCCGAAUUUCAUAAGAACUUAGGAGUUGCGUUAAGAAAGGCAGUUAUCGAAGGCAAUAUAAUUGAUGUGAAAGUUCUGUUAGAAUCAAAUGUAGACAUCAAUGAACAAGGUGGUGGUAAAAGAACUGCUUUACAUUGGGCAGUUAGAGGAAAACACAAACAUAUUAUUUCAUUACUUUUAGAAAAAGGUGCUAACACAGAAAUAAAAGAUGAAAAAAAACAAAGUUCAGUUGAUUAUGCUAAAGAGUUCAAAAUUGAUUGGAAUUUUUUAAAUAAAUGUCAAAAUAGAUUAUUUGCUAUGCAAAAACUAAAUAAUUUUUUAACUAAUCUAGCAUCAUUAGAUAUCAAUUGGUAUGUCGAAUUUAAACAGAUUAAAAAUUGUGAUUCGUCUUUAUUUGAAAAAGUUGGAGACAAAGAUAUUUAUAAAGUUUUAGAAAUUAAAAAAGUAGAAAGAGAAGCCAAAGACGCAUGUCCUCAUUAUGUAUUAGAUGCAAUUAUAGAAUUAUUAGAAAUUAUUAAAAAUAUAGAAAUAAUGAAUGAUACUAGUGUUAUAGAAAUGAUUAAAUUAAGAGGAGAACUAAUCAUGGCAAUAGGAAAAUCAUUUAAUUAUUUUAAAGAUCAAAUAAAAUAUAAUAGUUUAGAAAAAUUUAAAGAAGAUUGUAUCACUCCAUUUAGAGAUGUAAUAAAAGAUAAUGAUUCUUAUAAAACAUUUUGUGAGAAAUUAGAAAAACUUGAUUUAUAUUUUUUAUAUAAUAGAAAAUUAAAAGAAAUAACACUUGAUCAUGCUUUAGAAUUAUUUCAAGAAAAAAAUAAAACUUUAAUAAACAUUAAAAAUAUUAAAGAAGCUUUUAUAAAAUAUGAAAAAUUAUUUCUAAAAUAUUUUAGUGAUAUUAUUAAUGGGAAGGUUUCAAUUAAGUGUAUAGUUAAAGAAACUACAAAAAUUGCUAGUAAAUCAAAGUUUAAAACAGAAAAUAUCCCAACUAUCAUUGCUGGUUUGUCCGUUGUACUUUCUUUAACAGUCUCGGAUCUUAUUGAAAAACGUCAAGGAGAAUUUGUAUUAAAAGAAAAGUAUAAUGAAAAAUAUUUAUUACAACCUCAUUGUAUUCAAAUUCUUGGAGUAUUAAUAUUAUUAGAGAGUGAUGGAAAUAGUAAUUCAUUUCCUUCUAAUCAUCUUGCUGAGAUUUUAACUGGACAAGGAAAAUCUUGGGCAUUAGCUUUGUUAGGAGGAUAUUUUAGUUUAAUUGGUUAUAAAGUUACAAUUGGUUGUUAUAGUGAGUAUUUAUCUCGAAGAGAUGAAAAUGAUUUUAAAAAAAAUCUUGAACCAUUUAAUUUUGUAAAUAUUGUUAAAUAUAGAACAUUUGAAACAAUGUGUAAUGAGAGAUUAUCCAAUACGGAUAGUGGUAAAGAUUUAAGAAGUAUGAUUUCAAAUAUUUUAUCAGAAGAAAAUUUAACUCCUAUAAAUAUUAAAGAAAAUGAAAAAGAAAAUUCCAUUCUUUUGAUUGAUGAAGUUGAUGUAUUUUUUUCACAUCAAUUUGGUCAAAUGUAUAAUCCAGUAUCUACUAUUUAUAAUGAAAAUAUUUCUCAAUUUCAACAAGAUAUUUGGGAAAAUAUAAUGACUAAUAAAUCUAAUGAAAUUCAAUGGGAUACUUUUCUUGAACAAAGAAUAUCUAAUUUAAUUACUGCAGAUAAAAGUUUAUCAUAUUUAUAUUCUGCAAAUAGUUUAAAAAAUCAUUUAGAAGAAAUGAUAGAUGAUGGUACACAAAUUUAUAAAGAUAUAAAUGAUAAAAAUAUCUUAAAAGAUAAAUAUCAAAUUAGAGAUGAUGAAAUAUAUGCUAAAGAGCCUGAUGGAAAAUAUUCUUCAACUACUUUCUAUCGUUAUGAAAAUAGUCUUUAUUAUUUAAAAUUAAUCUAUGAAAAAUAUGGAAGUUUUAAACAAGUUAAUUUAAAUAAAAAUAAUUUUGGAUAUAUUCUUAUACAUUGUGGAAAGAUUUCUUAUUCUGAAUUACCAAAAUCUUUUAAUGGAAUAUUUGGUGUUAGUGGAAGUUUAACAAAUUUAUCUAAUGGAGAAGAAUCUUUAUUAAAAUAUUAUAAUAUUAAUAAAAGAUCUUAUUAUCCAUCAUUUUUUGGUCAAACAAAAUUAAAAUUUAAUAAAAAUGAAAAUUUUAUUAUUAAAGAUAGUAAAUUAAAUUGGUCUAAUACUAUUGUUAAUAAUACGCGAGAAAAACUGGCUGAAAAUAGAUCUGUUUUAAUAUUUUUUAAAAAUGAAAUUAUACUUAGAGAAUUUUAUAAAUCUUAUUCAGGAGAUUUCGGUGCUGAAGUAUUUUUUAUUACUCAUAAUAAAAUUUAUGAUGGAAAAAAAGAAAAAUAUUAUAAUGAUAAUGAUGUUAAUGAAUUAAUUAAAGAUGAAUAUGCUGGACAUUAUGGAAAAGUAACAUUAUUAACGAAAGAAUUUGGACGUGGAGUUGAUUUUCAAUCAGAAACAAAAGUUAAUGAAAAAGGUGGUAUACAUGUUAUUCAAACAUUUUUUUCUAAAGAUAUUAAAGAAGAAAUUCAAAUAAAAGGAAGAACGGCAAGAAAAGAUGAGUUAGGAAGUUAUGAAUUAAUUUUAUAUUUAGAACAUCUUCAACAAUCAGAAGAUGAAGAAGAAACUCUAAAAUAUGUAGGUAUAACAAAAGAUACAACUUAUGAUGAAUUAGAUAGACAGAGAAAAGAAAAAACGAAUUUAUUUUAUGACAAUAAAUUAGAAGAAAUUAAAAUAAAUGAACAAAUUCAUAAUCGUACAUUAGAAUUUUUUCGAAGAGCAAUGACUGAAUGUAAUAAUAAUAAUCGAGAGACUUUUAUUAGAGAAAUUAUACAAUUAGGAAAAUAA